This is a messenger RNA of Peromyscus eremicus (cactus mouse), 2672 nucleotides long. RefSeq names its product heat shock protein family H (Hsp110) member 1 (gene Hsph1). Gene Ontology annotation, biological process: protein folding. Gene Ontology annotation, cellular component: nucleus; cytosol. Lineage: Eukaryota; Metazoa; Chordata; Mammalia; Rodentia; Cricetidae. The transcript is spliced from 18 exons. Bases 16 to 2664 code for a protein of 882 amino acids. The record is from RefSeq and is a predicted model, not a curated record. Gene Ontology annotation, molecular function: ATP binding; ATP-dependent protein folding chaperone.
GGUGGGGAGGGCGGGAUGGAGGCUGGGCAGGCUCGGUGGGCUCUAGCCAAUGGCGCCCGAGCGGCUGCCCCGUCACCAUGGCAACGCAGGCCGCCGGCGGGGCGGCCAGCCGCCCAUUGGGUAAAACCUUUCUCGAAGGCUCGAGAAGGAGGAAGCGGAAGUGGCACGUGGAGGGGCCGGUGGAGGCGCCGGUCAGUCAUAUCGUUUGGACCAAAAAACAGAACAAUCGGAGUUGCAGCCAAAAACCAGCAAAUCACUCAUGCAAACAAUACAGUGUCUAGCUUUAAGAGAUUCCAUGGCAGAGCAUUCAGUGACCCCUUCAUUCAGAAGGAGAAGGCCAGCCUGAGCUAUGAUUUGGUCCCGAUGAAAAAUGGUGGCGUUGGGAUAAAGGUCAUGUACAUGGAUGAAGAGCAUCUCUUUAGCGUGGAGCAGAUAACAGCCAUGCUGCUGACUAAGUUAAAGGAGACUGCAGAAAACAACCUCAAGAAGCCAGUAACGGAUUGUGUCAUCUCAGUCCCCUCCUUCUUCACAGACGCUGAGAGGAGGUCUGUCCUGGAUGCUGCGCAGAUCGUGGGCUUGAACUGCUUACGACUCAUGAAUGAUAUGACAGCUGUGGCUUUGAAUUACGGAAUUUAUAAGCAGGACCUCCCAAACGCAGAUGAGAAGCCUCGGGUAGUGGUGUUUGUGGACAUGGGGCACUCCUCUUUCCAAGUGUCUGCCUGUGCUUUUAACAAAGGGAAACUGAAGGUUCUAGGCACAGCAUUUGACCCCUUCCUAGGAGGAAAGAACUUUGAUGAGAAGCUGGUGGAGCAUUUUUGUGCUGAGUUUAAAACCAAGUACAAGUUAGAUGCAAAAUCCAAAAUCCGAGCACUCCUUCGUCUCCAUCAGGAGUGUGAAAAGUUGAAAAAGCUCAUGAGCUCCAACAGCACAGACCUGCCACUGAACAUCGAGUGCUUCAUGAACGACAAAGAUGUCUCGGGAAAGAUGAACAGGUCACAGUUUGAAGAACUGUGCGCUGAACUCCUGCAAAAAAUAGAAGGGCCCCUUCAUUCCUUGAUGGAGCAGACUCACCUCAAGGCCGAGGAUGUGAGUGCCAUUGAGAUAGUUGGAGGGGCCACAAGAAUCCCAGCUGUGAAGGAAAGAAUUGCCAGAUUCUUUGGAAAAGACGUCAGCACCACACUCAAUGCCGACGAAGCAGUGGCCAGAGGCUGUGCCCUGCAGUGUGCAAUUCUCUCUCCAGCAUUUAAAGUCAGAGAGUUCUCCGUCACAGAUGCUGUUCCUUUUCCCAUUUCUCUGGUCUGGAACCACGACUCGGAAGAAACUGAAGGUGUUCACGAGGUGUUCAGUCGGAACCAUGCUGCUCCUUUCUCCAAAGUUCUCACCUUCUUGAGAAGGGGGCCUUUUGAGCUGGAAGCAUUCUAUUCGGACCCUCAAGGAGUUCCAUAUCCAGAAGCAAAAAUAGGCCGUUUUGUCGUUCAGAAUGUCUCUGCACAGAAAGAUGGAGAGAAGUCUAGGGUGAAAGUCAAGGUGCGUGUGAACACACAUGGCAUUUUCACCAUCUCCACGGCGUCCAUGGUGGAGAAAGUCCCAACGGAGGAGGAUGACGGGUCUUCGGUAGAGGCCGACAUGGAAUGUCCAAACCAGAAAGCAGCAGAAGGCUCGGAUGUGGAUAAAAAUAUCCAGCCAGACAACAGUGAAGCUGGAACACAGCCCCAGGUACAAACUGAUGGUCAACAAACCUCACAGUCUCCCCCUUCACCUGAACUUCCCUCAGAAGAAAACAAAAUCCCCGAUGCUGACAAAGCAAAUGAAAAGAAAGUUGAUCAGCCUCCAGAAGCCAAAAAACCUAAAAUCAAAGUGGUGAACGUUGAGCUGCCUGUGGAAGCCAACUUGGUCUGGCAGUUAGGGAGAGACCUUCUUAACAUGUACAUUGAGACAGAGGGGAAGAUGAUAAUGCAGGACAAACUGGAGAAGGAGAGAAACGACGCUAAGAACGCAGUGGAGGAGUGUGUGUAUGAGUUCCGAGACAAGCUGUGCGGCGGACCUUAUGAGAAAUUCAUAUGCGAGCAGGAACAUGAGAAGUUCCUGAGGCUCCUCACCGAGACAGAAGACUGGCUGUACGAGGAAGGAGAGGACCAAGCGAAGCAAGCGUAUAUUGACAAGUUGGAAGAGUUGAUGAAAAUGGGCACUCCUGUUAAAGUCCGAUGUCAAGAAGCCGAGGAGCGCCCGAAAGUGUUGGAGGAGCUGGGGCAGCGGCUGCAGCACUAUGCCAGGAUUGCAGCGGACUUCAGGAGCAAGGAUGAGAAAUACAACCACAUUGAUGAAUCUGAAAUGAAGAAGGUUGAGAAGUCUGUUAAUGAGGUGAUGGAGUGGAUGAACAAUGUUAUGAACGCUCAGGCUAAAAGGAGUCUGGACCAGGACCCUGUUGUGCGCACUCAGGAAAUAAGGGCGAAGGUCAAGGAACUGAACAAUGUUUGUGAGCCUGUUGUAACGCAACCCAAACCAAAAAUUGAAUCCCCUAAACUGGAGAGAACUCCAAAUGGCCCAAAUCUUGACAAGAAGGAAGAUUUAGAAGGCAAAAAUAAUUUUGGUGCUGAAGCUCCGCAUCAGAACGGUGAAUGUCACCCUAAUGAAAAGGGCGCUGUCAGCAUGGACCUAGACUAGGCGCUGCG